Messenger RNA from Indicator indicator, 717 nucleotides. RefSeq names its product ubiquitin-conjugating enzyme E2 R2. The transcript has 5 exons. Gene Ontology annotation, biological process: ubiquitin-dependent protein catabolic process; protein polyubiquitination. Lineage: Eukaryota; Metazoa; Chordata; Aves; Piciformes; Indicatoridae. Gene Ontology annotation, molecular function: ubiquitin conjugating enzyme activity. Bases 1 to 717 code for a protein of 238 amino acids. The record is from RefSeq and is a predicted model, not a curated record.
AUGGCCCAGCAGCAGAUGAGCAGCUCGCAGAAGGCGCUGAUGCUGGAGCUGAAGUCGCUGCAGGAGGAGCCAGUGGAGGGCUUCCGCAUCACCCUGGUCGACGAGUCUGAUCUCUAUAACUGGGAGGUGGCAAUCUUCGGGCCCCCCAACACUCUCUAUGAGGGUGGUUACUUCAAGGCUCACAUUAAAUUUCCUAUUGACUAUCCAUAUUCACCACCUACCUUCAGAUUCCUGACUAAAAUGUGGCACCCCAACAUUUAUGAGAAUGGAGAUGUAUGUAUUUCAAUUCUUCACCCACCUGUAGAUGAUCCACAAAGUGGAGAGUUGCCAUCUGAGAGGUGGAACCCUACUCAAAAUGUCAGGACUAUCUUACUGAGUGUAAUCUCUUUGCUUAAUGAGCCGAACACAUUCUCUCCUGCCAAUGUGGAUGCAUCAGUCAUGUUCAGGAAAUGGAGGGACAGUAAAGGAAAAGACAAGCAGUAUGCUGAAAUCAUAAGGAAACAGGUUUUGGCUACAAAAGCUGAGGCAGAGAAGGAUGAUGUGAAGGUCCCCACUACCCUGGCAGAGUACUGCAUCAAAACUAAAGUGCCUUCCAAUGACAACAGUUCAGAUUUACUUUAUGACGACUUGUAUGAUGAUGACAUUGAUGAUGAAGAUGAGGAGGAGGAGGAUGCCGACUGUUGCGAUGACGAUGAUUCUGGCAAUGAAGAAUCGUGA